Exophiala bonariae is the source of this 2484-nucleotide messenger RNA. RefSeq lists its product as uncharacterized. The coding region runs from base 1 to 2484 and encodes 827 amino acids. Gene Ontology annotation, biological process: DNA-templated transcription. The transcript has 2 exons. Gene Ontology annotation, molecular function: DNA binding; zinc ion binding. Lineage: Eukaryota; Fungi; Ascomycota; Eurotiomycetes; Chaetothyriales; Herpotrichiellaceae. The record is from RefSeq and is a predicted model, not a curated record.
AUGUCGUAUGAAGCACUUGAGCUGUAUCACGCGGCAGCCGAGACGGAAAAGGCUUUUCAGGAGAAAAGUUUCCCGCUCGGCUCAGAUCUUGCUGAAGGAUUCUUGGAAAACCAGGACUUCUACGACUCGCGUCAGGGAUUAGAUUCCACCGAGCAAAUGGACCUGAUUUUUACCGAAGAUACUAGCCUUAACUCCUUGAGAGGUGUUCCUGAUGGCCAACGGCUGACUGUGGCUGAUAUGCAACUCGAGCAACCCAGGUAUGGCAUAAUCGAUUCCACGGAUCCGACGCUACUUCAAGGAGUCGUGAACGACCCUCUCCAACAUGCGGAACUUCAUCCUGAACAUUUUGAUCCGCAUAUAUUCGAUGGCAGGCAGUCAUCCAGCUUAAUGGACCCUGUUGGAAGAGUCGCGGCUGGCGCAGUACUUGGACGGGGUCAGCAACGAGUACAGAGCUUCCACGGGCUCCAAUAUAACGAGACCUCCCCUGCAUAUCCAGGUCGAGGUGAUCUCGAGCAGAUCUAUGAAGAAGAUAAGAUUGCACUGGCUUUAGAUUGGGAUCACUGGGCGAUAUGCCGUUGUCUUCCACCGCCUACAGCUGCUCCUGAGGAUCGAAAGAAGUCAUCGAUCAUGACCCUCGAGCAAAAUUUCGCACUCCCGGGACCUUGGACCAGCCUAAAAGGCAGCCGGAGAGGAGUGCAGUUUGCGCCCGCCGAACGUUUUGUAAACGUGGAGCUGACCGAAACAACUCGAGAAUGGCUCUUGAUGAUUGCACAAGGCUUCAUGCGCGUUGCCAUGGAGGUUCACGGCUUGACGAUUGCUCCUCCAUCUCCAGAGUCGCCUGGUAUGGAUGAAUUCAGUAAUAUGGGAGGUUUCAUACGAUUGCCACCAUCUGAAGCGCUUCAUAGAUACCUCGAGACGGUAUUGACGAUCUACGAGCCAUUUUACCCACUUGUUCCAGCACGAAUUCUGGAACCCAAUCAAUUGGCCGGGGCUCAAAAUGGCCGAGGAUCCAAUUUAUUACUCUUUUUGAUGUUCGCCUUGGGAUCAAUGCUGGAUCCUGCGAUAAAAGCACGACGAUUUUCUACAGCUUUGACUGAAAUCUGCAGGCACUCGAUCCACGAUAUACUCGAAAAAGAUUCAGGUGCCCCUGGAAGUGGACUUCUAUUCUAUUGCUCAUUGAUUUUCAUCAUAAAAAGCUCUUUCAGUGGUGACAAAGCACACAUGAAUAUUGCAGUGGCUCAUAGGCAUAUGUACCUGACCUUAAUGAGGUCGGCUGGACAUUUCAAGAAACCAUAUCGUCAAUUACAGGCACUCAUCCUCGAGCACGACGGCCUCGGAAAGUUUUGGCAGACUUGGCUUGAAAAAGAGAGUGCUGCGAGACUUGCAUACGGUUGGGUUAUGCUAGAAACGGAGAUAAGCCUGUUCUACGACUGUCGCCCGAUUCUAGAUACUUCGGAACUCGAAGUACCGUUGCCUUCCAGUGAGGAACUAUGGCUCGCUUCGAAUCCUGAAGAAUGGCGUCAAAACUUGUGUAAAGAAGGCUCAUUCGGUGACUGGCAGGUCUGUUUGGAUGCACAGCCAGAUCACUCGCUUCGGAGCCUAUUUCAACUUUUGAUGAAUGACGAACUAGACCAACUGGAUUUCCAGCCGACAAUCUUACAUUUGAGGCUACUGUUAUACCCGCUCCACGUCCUUGUGGCGGAACUGGGUCAGCUUUUGGACAGCGGCUUAGUAUCUUUGCAGUCUCAAUGGUUCUCCAGUACCACCAUGCAAAGUUCAUCAGUGCUCCGUUAUGAGGAGAUACGUCAGCUCUUGCAAGCAUGGCUUGGUGCCUUUCAUCGAUCAAGUGGACAUGGUGCUCGAUAUCGUGCAAUGAAAAGUGCCGCCUUGACACUCUUUCAUCUUAUCAGCCUCAACCUAUCUACCGCCUUCAGCAAACUGGAGCGUAUCGCUCGGGAGGGUUAUGACGUCUUUGAGUCUCAAUCAAGCACAGAUUUGGCUUCAAAAUGGAUCCGCGCCCCCGAACAUGCCAUUGUGCAUUGCGGCCAAGUUUUCCGGUUAUCUAGAGAAAUGGACCAAGGAAUAUGCCCCAUUUGGAGUGCGGCAGCCAUAUAUCGCGCUACUCUGAUACUAUGGUCGAUAAGCCUGUUAAAGGCAAAUUCUGCAAUGGGGCAAGAGACCAUCAGAUUCCCGCAAAACCACGGGAAAGAACUUGUGAUUGAUGAGGUAUUGUUUCAGGACGAUGAGGUUCAACGAUAUCUUCGACGAGGAAAUGCCAGGCCCAUGCUUACCACCGACGACGGACGGUUGAUUUCACUGGAUAACCCUGGAGAACUAUUGCAUUUGGGUAUCACCACAGUAACUCGGCAUUGCUUGGCAACAUCUUUCUCCGCUGGAGUUAGGUUCAAGCUGGAGAAGAUGUCCAAGCUUUGGGAACCAAAAGAUCGGUCUAUUUUCAACCAAGGGUCACUUGUAGGGGCAUGA